AUGUCCAAGGUCACCCUUCACAUUCGCAAGUACAUCGUCAACAAACUCCUCGACCGCAAGCAAUUUGUUGUUGAUAUGCAGCACCUCGGCGCUAAGGCCCCAACCCGUGACGAAAUCAAGGAUGAAGUCGCAUCUCGCCUCAAGGCCAACAAGGACCUCGUUGUCAUUUUCGGCCUCGAAACAAAGUUCGGUGGUGGCCAUACAACUGGUUUCGGCUUCAUUUACGAUUCCAUCGAUGCUCUUAAGAAGACAGAGCCAAAGCACCGCUUAAUCAAGGCUGGUCUUGCCGAAAAGGGCAAAGUUACACGCCGUAUGCGUAAGAACGCCCGCCGCCAAAAAGUUAAGGUUUGGGGCUCAGGCAAACGUGCUGAAGCACACAAGAUCCGCCGCCAGCAGCGUAAGGAGGAACUUGGAUCCCACUAA
Messenger RNA from Trichomonas vaginalis G3, 423 nucleotides. RefSeq names its product Chain Y Ribosomal Protein S24e. Bases 1 to 423 code for a protein of 140 amino acids. NCBI's taxonomy places the organism in Eukaryota, Parabasalia, Trichomonadida, Trichomonadidae. Gene Ontology annotation, biological process: translation. The transcript has a single exon. Gene Ontology annotation, cellular component: ribosome. Gene Ontology annotation, molecular function: structural constituent of ribosome. The record is from RefSeq and is a predicted model, not a curated record.